Molecule: messenger RNA, 780 nt
Organism: Parnassius mnemosyne (clouded apollo)
Lineage: Eukaryota; Metazoa; Arthropoda; Insecta; Lepidoptera; Papilionidae
Source: the annotation of a GenBank genome assembly
AUGGCACUUACGCAUAUUCAUCUCGCUAUUUUCGUUAUAAUAUCAAAAUCCGUUUCAAACUAUGCAGCAGUAAAUAUCUCAAGCGGCACACCACCUGUGGUAAAACCUAUAUUAAAUACAAAACGGCGAAAUGACAUCGUCGAUGAAGCGUUUAUGGAGCAAAAAGACGUUUUGUUAGAUAUGUUGGAAACAAAAUUAAAAGAAGUACGUGAUAAGAAAAAGAAAAAGGGGGAUCGGAGUGAUAUUUUGAACAUCAAUAAUUUCUCGAAUUAUAACGGAGAUAGUGUUAAAUGUGAGCCUCUGCCUAAAAAUGUUGAUUUGAAAGUAAAUGCGCAUGGAAUAAGUGCAAUUGGUGAAACGGACGUCAAACUUAAAUUUGGAGAGACUGGUAAUGGUACUCUCAACCUAGAUGCCACAGGUAUAUCUAAUAUUGGUCAAACUCACGUAGAUUUAGGUGUUGGUGACGGAAGUGUUCAUAUACCUGGAUUAAAUAAUAUUUUUGUUGGUCCUCCCUUUCAAAGAAAGGCGUGUGAAUUGAUAAAUCAAACAACUACUGUUUCAUCAGAUACAAGUUCAAAUCCUGUUGUUAUUGAUCUAAAAGACGGCGACGGCAGAAGAAUGAAUAACGAUAAAUUUAACAAUACGGUAACAUUAGAGUCCAAUAGUACCACUACUACUACUACUACUACAGAUAGUAGUUUACAUGCAAAUAGUACUGAAAAACUACCUCUAAAUAAUAAACAAAAUAAUGAUACUGGUAACGCUGUAACACCUAAUUAG